Naegleria lovaniensis is the source of this 1173-nucleotide messenger RNA. RefSeq lists its product as uncharacterized. NCBI's taxonomy places the organism in Eukaryota, Heterolobosea, Eutetramitea, Acrasida, Naegleriidae. The transcript has a single exon. The record is from RefSeq and is a predicted model, not a curated record. Bases 1 to 1173 code for a protein of 390 amino acids.
AUGUCUAAGAAAUUAAAAGAAUUACAAGAACGAGAACUUCAAACCAAGCAAAUGGAAGAACAUCAAAAACAAGAAUAUAAGAGAAAGAUUAAAGAAUUACAAAAGAAGGUUCGAGAAGAGGAAUUGAACAUGCUCAUGAGAAUGCAAGAACGAUUACAAAAUGAAACUGCAGAGAGACAAAAUGAAAUUGCCAAUGAAAUUGAUCAAUUCAUGAAGACUCAAAAAGAGAAUUAUGAAAAACAAUUGAAGGCUUUUUCUAAAGGUGGUGGUGCUGGUGGUGGUAAUACAUCGAUGACUCCACCAACGACGAGUACUAGUACUAGUACUGGUAGUACUAGUAGCGCCAAUCUAUUGAGCACAGACUUUUCAUCAUUGGCAACCAUUUCAAAGCCUAGUGCAUCUCAAUUGAAAUUACAAGCCAUAUUUCAAGUCAAAACAUUUGAUGAUAUUUCAUUUAAACCAAUUGGUAUUGAUGUAUGGAAAUGUGGUGGUUUCUUACAUUGCUAUUUCAUUAUUGAAAGAGGUAUAUUGAAAGUACCAACGAGAAAGAAUGCCAAUACCAUUACCUUCAAGAAUAAUCCUGAAGAGUAUUUAAAGAUGAAUCCAAAGGUUCCACCUCCUCCUGGUUAUAUUCCUCCUCCACCUCCAGUCACAGCAUCUACUCCUAUUGUAAACACAGGUGGUGUAUUCAAGAUGAAUAUCACUCGAAAAGAAACAUCCUCUUUGGAUAAAUUUGAAAAAGCAUCGAGUGGUAGUGGUGGAUCGAGUGGUGUGAUUGAUUUGAAAGAUAUUUUGGCUCAAAAGAGUAAACUCAAAGCAGCAACACCUAACACUGCAACGACGAACAAAUCAGAACCAUCAACACCUAUUGGUAUGAGUAAUACAUUAUUUACAUCUCUACAAAUGAGAAGAAAACAAAUGGCAGCGGACAGUGACGACGAUGACGAUACGGAUGAACACAACUCCACAACUCUCAAACAUGAUACGAAACAAACAAAUCCAAUGAUGGCCAUGCUUUUAUCACGAAUUGAAAGAUUGAAGAGAGAACAAAAAGAAAUACUCGAUGAGGAAGCAUGGGAAGAGGAAUUUGGAACAAGUGCAUCGAAAAACAAGUUUCAAGGAGGUGGUGCUGAGAGCUCUGAUACGAGUACUAGUGAAGAUAGUGAUUGGUAA